Molecule: messenger RNA, 900 nt
Organism: Oppiella nova
Lineage: Eukaryota; Metazoa; Arthropoda; Arachnida; Sarcoptiformes; Oppiidae
Source: the annotation of a GenBank genome assembly
AUGUUGAUUCUCAUUCACGAACAGCUCUCCAGAAACCGGAUCCUUAUAGAAGAGGGACCCAUAUGUCAGGUGACGAGUACUACAGCCGAACGCAAGUCCAGAACCAACUUAAUUAUCAACAAAAAGGGACAAAUAGUUAUGAAACACAACUCCUUCUUAGACGAAGGAAUUCCUAUUUUUAUUGUCUUUAAAGCAAUUGGUUUUGAGAGCGAAUCAGAAAUUGUCGAAUUGAUUUGUGGCACCACUUCGGCCACCGAUGGCAUUGAUCCCAGUCUUCUCAUCCCAUCCAUAGAGGUGUGCCAUAAGUCCCAGAUAUGGACCUCUGAUUUGGCGCUUAAAUAUAUGGCCAACAAAUUGAAGUCAAAGACACAGUUCUUUGGAAAACCCGAAUGGAAUACCGAAAGGAGGAAACCCGCCGUCGAGAUCGUGAGGGAACUGUUGGCCACCACUAUUGUGGCCCACAUUCCUGUCAAAGACUUUAAUUUUAGACUUAAAGCUAUAUAUUUGGCUCAAAUGGUGAAGCGCUUAAUUUGUGCCUUAAGUGACCCGUCUUUUAUCGAUGACCGCGACUAUUACGGCAACAAACGUCUAGAAUUAGCCGGUUCUCUGAUCGCCAUUCUCUUCGAAGACCUCCUCAAGCGAUUCAAUUCAGAACUUCGGACAAUUGCCGAUAAGAACAUUCCGAAGAUCAAAGUGUCUCAGUUUGAUAUCGUAAAGCAUAUGAGACAAGACCUCAUCACCAAUGGAUUGAUUAAUGCGAUCGCAACGGGGAAUUGGACUUUAAAGCGGUUUAAGAUGGAAAGGGUUGGCGUGAGUCAAGUGUUGAGUCGAUUGAGUUAUAUCUCGUGCUUAGGAAUGAUGACUCGCAUUAACUCUCAGUUUGAGAAAACCCGCAAAACC